CGCGAGCAGACGAUUCUUUCCAAAUAAAAAGUCAGAUGUCAACAUGGCGGCUAAUGUUAAAAUUUCAAGUUUUCAAAAACGAAUAAAACCAUCAAAUCCAAACAUUUUAGGCACCAAAAUAUCUGCUGUAAACAGUAUGCUUAAUGUGUCCUUUGGUGUCACUUCGCUCGAUCAGAUUAUUGAUGGCGGUUUACCGCUGGGAUCACUUUGUGUAGUCGAGGAGGAUAUCUAUGGUUCGUAUGCGAAAAUAAUUACAAAGUAUUUCAUGGCAGAAGGAGCUGUGCAAAAGAAUUUUCUAUUGUCCGCUUCAUUGAAUGAAAAUCCCUGGGACCUUCUCAACAACCUGCCAUCGCUUGUGACUGAACCCAGGGAGACAAAUAUAACUGAAAACAGGGAGGAAUUGAAGAUAGCAUGGCGCUAUAAGAAUCUUACUUUAGAAGACAACAAUCAACGCUUAGGCAAUGCCUUUGAUUUAUCCAUCCCUUAUGUCAUGCCUGAAACUCAAAAGCCCAAUUUAGCAGUGUGGGGUGAGGCAGUUACACCCAAUUUACAAAGAGGGACAGGAACACUUAAAAAUCCUAAUUGCUUAAGUUUACUAAAGGCGAUCGAGAAAGCUAUUAAAAAUUGGGAGCUGGAUUCGUAUAAUAGUCAUAAUUUAGUAAGAAUUGUAGUUUCUUCGUUUGGCUCUCCGUUUUGGCAACUUGAUGAAAACAAAAGCAGCCUUUCUACGGACUUUACGGCUACGCUGUUACUGCUCAAAUCAAUAGUGCGAUCAACCAAUGCAGUAGCUUUAGUAACCAUUCCUCAUCAGUUAUUAAACCAAAGCUUGGUUUCUCGGAGUCGUCAUUUAGCUGAUGUGGUAAUUCAACUAAAAUCGUUGCGAGAAGAUCCUCACCUCCAUGACUUGAUGGACGUCCACGGCAUCCUCGAAUUAAAAAAAGUGGCAAAUCUAACAUCUCUCAAACCCAUCUUAGGUCAGGAUGGAACAACCACCUACGGAUUCAAAGCCACUAAAAGGAAGUUCAAAAUAGAGAAGCUUCACCUUCCACCGGCUGUUGACGAUGAUAAAUCAUCGCCUGAUCACUCAUCUUCACUUGGUUGUUCAUCCACUGCAUCAAAGGCCAAUCUCGAUUUCUGAGAUGAAUCUGUCGAUUAUGUCGGAAAGCUCUUGUGUUUUUGUAAAUAUACGACAUUGGAGCCCUUA
Messenger RNA from Daphnia carinata, 1204 nucleotides. RefSeq names its product elongator complex protein 4-like. Gene Ontology annotation, cellular component: elongator holoenzyme complex; transcription elongation factor complex; cytoplasm. NCBI's taxonomy places the organism in Eukaryota, Metazoa, Arthropoda, Branchiopoda, Diplostraca, Daphniidae. The record is from RefSeq and is a predicted model, not a curated record. Bases 44 to 1138 code for a protein of 364 amino acids. Gene Ontology annotation, biological process: tRNA wobble uridine modification. The transcript is spliced from 7 exons.